AUUGGUACCCGUCCAAUCACACGCUCGGUCUCACUUUUCAUCCUUUCUUUCAGAGUCAUGGCGCUGAUAAAGAAGUUCCGUCUCGGUUUCAAAGAUGUCGAGGUUCUUACUGAUAUUUACCAGAGCCCUCAGCCGGGAAAUGUGCAUCAGUUUGAGAACAUGCUGAGUCCUUUCAGGUCUGAAACAAAACCCAAACAUGAUUUGGAUUCUGCGUCACAGAGUUCCGAAGAGGAACCAUGGACCAUCACAGAUCAGGAUUUAGAGAGGAAUUGGGCAAAGAGCCUCCGUCAGAUCCGUCUGAACGAGGUUCUGCAGGAGUUCUCCAGAGACGCAGCUCUGAUUGUCAUAACCAUGCCUGUAGCCAGGAGAGGGCGCUGUCCUACAACACUCUUCAUGGCCUGGCUGGAUUUCCUGUCACGUGACCUGAGAGCUCCAGUCCUGUUGGUCAGAGGAAACCAGGAGAAUGUUCUAACCUUUUACUGCCAGUGACUUCCCAUCGUCUGAUCCAUUAAAUAAAAAAUAUUUCAGUCAUUUAUCGUCUGUCUGGUCGCCUGUCUGAGAUCACAACAAAUCAUCUGGACUUGUUUCAAAGAUGCUGUGAUGUUUAAUAAAUCUGCUGUUUUUAAUUCA
Molecule: messenger RNA, 630 nt
Organism: Cynoglossus semilaevis (tongue sole)
Lineage: Eukaryota; Metazoa; Chordata; Actinopteri; Pleuronectiformes; Cynoglossidae
Product: solute carrier family 12 member 3-like
Exons: 4
Coding region: 58-489 (143 amino acids)
Biological process (GO): chloride ion homeostasis; potassium ion import across plasma membrane; sodium ion transmembrane transport
Cellular component (GO): apical plasma membrane
Molecular function (GO): sodium:potassium:chloride symporter activity
Source: RefSeq, a predicted model, not a curated record